CCACUGCGCAACGAUGGAGCUAUCACAACGAUGGAGAUGACGCAAACCGACCCAGCUCUCCGAAAAAGUGUUUCAAGACGAACAUGGCGGCAACUUAACCGCGGUCCAAGAUGACAAUGGCCAACGGGAGAAAGGAUUCUAAGCGUUCCGCCCAGGUACCGGACAGAGUGCGUGCAUCGACAGGGCUCUCUGCUCUCCUUUAAGUCAAUCUGCAAACCGAACGGCGACACACGCGCAGCAUCAGUACCGAGAGGCUCGCAACAGCUGGUCUCGCUGUGUCCCCUAAAAGACAACACACCCGGGGAGGGACGGUAGGGAGAGGGGGGCAUGCGGUCAAAGAGGACGCCGUUUCCCCCCGGAGAGCCAUGGAGAACCGGGAUGCGGCAGCGCGAAGCUUAAUCUGUGCGAGCGCGCUAAUUGGAUCGGAAUAGCACCGAUUGCUGCGGGCGCGAUAGAGGAGCGCCCUGGACCGGCAGAGGCACGGUACCCCACCGCUACAGAGGAGAACCAACCGGAGUCCGUCUCCCCCAAGUCAAUGAGUAUUGUGGCAGAGCAGCCCCCGCGGUGGAGUCGGCCAGGGCAGCACUUUCCUAAAAUAUGACCAGGGGUGCUUGGAUGCGUCGGCAGCAUGAUGAGGGCUUAAAAUACUGGUUUGCACCCCGAGAGAACGAGAAGCCAUUUACCGAGUCGGAGCGGGCCCAGAGAUGGCGACUGUCGCUGGCCUCUCUGCUCUUCAUCACCGUCCUGCUCUCUGAUCACUUGUGGUUCUGUGCCGAGGCGAAACUCACGCGAACCCGAGACAAGCGGUCGGAAGAGGGGCUUGCAAUUACGGACAUGGGCGAGUACCCAAACUCCCUCCACCGACACCAUAUCCCAACAUCACCUGACCCCGACCGUCUCGCCAGAGAGCAAGAUGUUAUUUUUCUAGGGAAUUCUACCAAACCUCUGUGGCGAAUGGACACCUGUCAUCCAGACAGCUGGUCCAAAGAGUGCUUUACUUUCACGGACGCGGAGACCGUGUGCCUGGGCCUCUCCGUUGGAGGGGAAAAGGGGACACAGUUUUCGAAUGUGAAUCUGAGCGAUUUGUACCUUUCUUUUUGUAAUUCCUACUCACUUUUGGAUUUGUUUCACGGGUUUACGAGUCCGGACGAUUUGAAUUGCUCCUUGGAUAUGGGGCAGGAUGUGCUGGGAUGCAGCAAGUGUGUCCGGGCUUAUCAGCUUCUUGACCAGCAAGCAGAGGAGAACUACCGGGAGUUUGAGCUGCUGGUUGAGAAAUACGAGACGGAUGCAUACUCUGUCAGGACGUGCAUGGAGGAAUGCAAGGUCAAAAAGCCAGGGAUGCUGCAGUAUCACCACAAGAGCACUAUAACAGGUCAAGGGAUGCACCUAGGCAAGCAGGACAUCUUCCAUUUAAAACUGCCCUCAUAA
Molecule: messenger RNA, 1428 nt
Organism: Notothenia coriiceps (black rockcod)
Lineage: Eukaryota; Metazoa; Chordata; Actinopteri; Perciformes; Nototheniidae
Product: transmembrane protein FAM155A
Exons: 2
Coding region: 598-1428 (276 amino acids)
Biological process (GO): calcium ion import across plasma membrane
Cellular component (GO): plasma membrane
Molecular function (GO): stretch-activated, monoatomic cation-selective, calcium channel activity
Source: RefSeq, a predicted model, not a curated record